This is a messenger RNA of Suillus clintonianus, 719 nucleotides long. RefSeq lists its product as uncharacterized. The transcript has 2 exons. The record is from RefSeq and is a predicted model, not a curated record. Lineage: Eukaryota; Fungi; Basidiomycota; Agaricomycetes; Boletales; Suillaceae. Bases 149 to 562 code for a protein of 137 amino acids.
GUCACGGAAAAGAAGGACGCGGAGAAGAAGGACCAAUCAACUUUCUUUCUGAACAGGGCUGUCCGCCAACGUCGACUCGGCUCGUGCUAACCUUGCAGGCACAUUUGUCAAUGCGUUCGUUAACGCUGGGUUUGGUAAUGAUAAAUUGAUGUUGGAAGCCGACGAGGGCAACAGCCGGGUGUACAAGAACAAAGAUAACGGCAUGAUGAGCGCCGCGGCAAGUCUCGCACCAUACGCAGGCUCUCAUCGCGAGGACUUACUCGUUCUUCUCCUUCCUGCAGUCGCGGACGACGGGGUUUCGGUGGAGAUCGCUGCUCUCAGCGCUCCCGCUUUGGGAUUCGUGUUCGUGGGCAGUGGAAACGAGGAGAUUACGAGCACGAUCUUGCAGACGUUGAUGGAGAAGGAUGACAAGGCAUUGGAUGAAACCACUGGUAGAAGUUCUUUGGUUAAAAUUGAAAACACAGGUUGCCAUGUACGAAUUGUAUCGGUACUAUUUGGACGCAGUGAAUCCAAAUCAGCUUGCAACCUUGGCGAUUUGAACUUUGAACUUAUGAUUCAUUGAUUCAAGUUGGAUCUUAUCCAACGUGCUACACCUUGAUUUUCACUUGCUACAUGACGUCUGGCUUGAUUCCAAAAUGCUCACUCCUUUGGCCUCAUUCCUUCUAUAAUAGGGGAGCUCAGAGUAGCCCGCUGUCCGCUGUUGCUUUCGCUUUCGCUGU